Messenger RNA from Phacochoerus africanus (Common warthog), 2755 nucleotides. It is a transcript of the gene OSGIN2, whose product is annotated as oxidative stress induced growth inhibitor family member 2. NCBI's taxonomy places the organism in Eukaryota, Metazoa, Chordata, Mammalia, Artiodactyla, Suidae. The transcript has 6 exons. The coding region runs from base 123 to 1775 and encodes 550 amino acids. The record is from RefSeq and is a predicted model, not a curated record.
GCGCGGGGCGCGGGAACCCCGCGGACUCCGCGACCGGGCGGGCGUCCCCGACGGGUCACCCCUCCGAGAUAAGCGGCAGUGGCUGUGGUGGUCGCGCUCCGGCGCCCCGUGCGCCGCGCUCCAUGCCCGUGUGGUGUUGCCGCUGCUCUCUGGCCGGUCAUUUCAGAAACUAUAGUGACACUGAAACCGAAGGAGAGAUUUUUAAUUCCUUAGUGCAAUAUUUUGGUGAUAAUCUGGGGCGAAAAGUUAAAGCUAUGCCAUUAGUUGAAGAAACUUCUUUACUUGAAGAUUCAUCAGUGACUUUGCCUGUGGUAGUAAUAGGAAAUGGACCCUCAGGAAUCUGCCUUUCUUAUAUGCUGUCAGGCUACAGACCAUAUUUAUCAUCAGAAGCAAUACAUCCAAAUACAAUCUUACAUAGUAAAUUAGAAGAAGCAAGACAUCUUUCCAUUGUUGAUCAGGACUUAGAGUAUUUGUCUGAGGGCCUUGAGGGCCGAUCAUCCAAUCCAGUUGCAGUACUUUUUGACACACUUCUUCAUCCAGAUGCUGACUUUGGAUAUGAUUAUCCAUCUGUUUUGCAUUGGAAAUUAGAACAACAUCAUUAUAUUCCUCACUUAGUUCUUGGUAAAGGUCCACCUGGUGGAGCUUGGCACAAUAUGGAAGGCUCCAUGUUGACAAUCAGCUUUGGAAACUGGAUGGAGCUACCUGGACUUAAAUUUAAAGAUUGGGUGUCUACCAAACGAAGGAACCUAAAGGGGGAUCGAGUUAUGCCAGAGGAAAUAGCUCGCUACUAUAAGCACUAUGUAAAAGUCAUGGGUCUUCAGAAGAAUUUCAGAGAGAAUACUUAUAUUACCUCUGUAUCAAGACUCUACAGAGAUCAAGUUGAUAAUGAUGGUCAAGACCGAGAUAUUUCAACACCGCAUUUACAGAUAGAGAAGUCAAAAUUUAUCAAGAGAAACUGGGAAAUCAGGGGUUAUCAGCGAAUAGCAGAGGGUUCUCAUGUUCCCUUCUGUCUCUUUGCUGAAAAUGUAGCACUGGCAACUGGAACAUUGGAUUCCCCUGGCCGCCUGGAAAUUGAAGGGGAAGACUUUCCUUUUGUGUUUCACUCAAUGCCUGAAUUUGGAGCUGCUAUAAGCAAAGGAAAGUUGCGUGGCAAAGUGGAUCCAGUGUUAAUUGUGGGUUCUGGGCUUACUGCAGCUGAUGCAGUACUGUGUGCUUACAACAAUAAUGUCCCUGUGAUUCAUGUAUUUCGCAGACGAGUAACUGAUCCAAGCUUAAUUUUCAAACAGCUUCCAAAAAAGCUUUAUCCAGAAUACCAUAAAGUCUAUCAUAUGAUGUGUACUCAGUCAUAUUCUUUAGACUCAAAUCUUUUAUCUGAUUAUACCAGUUUUCCUGAGCACCAUGUGCUUUCCUUUAAGUCGGACAUGAAAUGCAUUCUUCAAAACAUCUCUGGAUUGAAGAAAAUAUUUAAGCUUUCUGCAGCAGUGGUGUUGAUAGGUUCUCAUCCCAAUCUGUCUUUUCUGAAGGAGCAAGGGUGUUACCUGGGCCAUAACUCAAGCCAGCCGAUCACAUGUAAGGGUAAUCCUGUGGAAAUAGAUGCAUAUACUUACGAGUGUGUUAAAGAAGCCAACCUUUUUGCAUUGGGUCCUUUGGUUGGAGACAAUUUUGUUCGAUUUUUAAAGGGAGGGGCAUUGGGUGUUACACGUUGUUUAGCUACAAGACAGAAGAAAAAGCAGCGUUUAUUUGUUGAAAGAGGAGGGGGAGAUGGGAUAGCUUAAAGUCGGUUUAUAAGUCAUUUAUAUGGACACUUUAUUAUUAAAGAUUUUUAAUAGUGGUUUUAACAGUGUAUUGGCUUGAAUUUUCUGAACUUGAAUUAACUGGGAGAGCCUCAAGCUAUAGUAACUAUUUUUUAAAGUUAUCAGAAUUUGAUGUCCUGAUUACAUUUAAUGUAUGAAAGGUGUCACAAAUAGAAAUACUGCCAAUUUGGUAUGCUUUAAGUUCUCAACUAAAAUAUUCCUUUUUUCCAAGAUUUAUUUUUUGUGAUCAUUCUUGGUUUAUUUAGGUCUGAUUCCAAAAUAAAACAGCAUUGCAUCUAUAAAACUACUGUCAUUAGGCCAGAGAUUGUCCUUACUUUAUAUAUUGGAUCACCAUGCUGCUCACAGUGUGGUCCAGAGAGCAUCAGCUUCAUUUGUAGCUUUUUGGAAAGGUAGACCUUCAGGCCCCACAACAGACUUACUGAAUCAGAAAUUGCAUCUUAAUGAGAUCCUCAAGGAAUAUGUAUGCUUAUUAAGGUUCGAGAUACACUGGUCUAAAAGAAAAUGGUAUUAAAGGUACAUAUGCUGAGGUGGGUGGGAUAGAAAGUAUAUACAGCUCAGGUUUUAUUUAUUUCAGAAUUAUCAAAUGUGUAAAUCUAAUUUAUUAACAAAUAUGAUGAGCUUUUUAAAAAUUUUUAAUGUUGAAACCUUAACAGGUAAUUAGUAUUCUCAGCUUCUAAUUUAAACAGUCCAAUAAUGUUGGCAUAUACUUAAGACAUCCAAGAACUUGCCAAGAUAAUUUUUUUGAGAUAUAUUCUCUACCUAACUAGCAGAAUGCUUAAACAAAUUUGCAGUUCAAUAAAUUUUGAAUGGAACUUAUUCCUGUGUGAACAUUGAGUCAAUUUCUGUCACUGAAAUUUAAGAUAUUUGGACAUAAGACUUUGUAAUAUGCAAUAUUUUUGGGUAUUACCAGAAUUAUUAAAGAUUGAAAAGUUUAAAACCUU